GUUUAGUUUCCGCGUCGUGGACGGGGACCACUGGAGUUGUUCUCAGAUGUCGUGGUCGUAGUUGAAAAUGGAUAAAGAUGAAGCUUAUCAGGCUCCAAAAGCAGGAACGGGAUCACCGGUUUCAGAUGUAGAUCAGAGAUCCUCCUGACGACCUCAAGAGUCGGAGUCCAGUCCAGCAACAACAUCAAACUCAGCUCGUGAGAGGACCGUGUCGAGAAAAAGCUGUGGACAAUCAAAAGCAAAAGAUCGAUCCCGAAUCUUACUGUACUAGGAUACAAACUAGAAGUUUUCUCCUCCAUAGAACUAGCCGGGAUGUCCCUUUUAUAAUUGUAGUACUUAUUGUUUUUUGCACUCUUGCUUCUUAAAUUAUCGAAGUCGACAGGAGUGGCGGUGUGUGCUAUAUGUUCUUUUUCGACGUCGUUUCGUCCGCCCUUUCAGCCAAGUAACGCUCUGACUCAUCCACCUAAUCUGACUCUGAUUUGAAUUGACCGCUUUCAACAUUUCCUCUCUUGUAUUUCCUAUUCCUUCACGUUCACCUUCACGCAUGCUAUGGUUUCUUCAUUAAAUCUUCUCCAAGGGAUCAUUAAGAUUGAAUACACCCUGCUAAGGCUAAGGAGCACUACAAGAUAGAAGAAAAAUGGCCGCAAUCGUAUUCGAAGCUAUUUCAUGGGCGUCGAACGAGGACUCGAAUGAGCCAGCCCCCGUAGGUGCGAGUGGGAUCGAGAAAGUAGUGGCCACGCCAUCUUCGUCAUCAGCCGAGAAGAAUAGAGUGGGGGAAGCGCCAUGGAGCGAUCCCUUUAAGCUUACGAUUUUCUUCGACGUAAAAGAGCCUUUAACGGGUUUCGUCGACUUUAAACUCACGUUCUUGCCAUGUCAUGCAGGAAAAGAAGAAUUAGGACCAGAUGUGUCUGAGAAGUCUAUGACUGCGCUCAUAGCAGCCGCGAGCGACCUCGAGGAUCAGAUUUUGGAUGAUGUGGAAAUAGGGCCGCUAUUGAAGGUACUAUUGAAAUAGAUCGCGAUUUUAUGAAAUAUAUUAUUUCUACCUUUUCUUCCAUCACAAGCACAACAUGAUGAUUAAUAUACACAUGCAUAAUUUUGAUUCUUCAGACCGGCAAAAGAAAAGCGGAGCUUAUCGGAGAGCCACCAGAUUUCGAGUUGAUUCCGGAGGCCUUGCAUCUAGAAAUGGGAGGCAUAGUAUUCACGGCAUCCUAUAAAGGGCAUGAAUUCUAUCGCGUCGGAUGGUAUGUCGCACACGAGUACACAGACGAUGAGCUAAACGAAGAUCCAGAAAAACGACCCAAGAAAAUCGAUUGGACAAGGGUAUAAUUUUCUUUUUGUUUAUCUCCUCCCACGGGAUCAUUGCGUUUUCAGUAAUAAAUUCUUGACGUUUUUUAUUCGUGCGUCUUUAGUACAUCACUCACAAGAGCUAUGAUCACCAGCAUCUACUAGAAGAUGAGUUCUCGUCUCAUUUGCACAAAAGACAUCCUGGCGCAUUCAUCUUCCUCCUGAUUAGAUACGACGCCGAAUCGAUGUGAAGCAUCCUAUCAAGGAGCAAGCGGAGAUCCCAUGGGAGAAGUUGAAUACGUACAAAAAGCAGGCUGCGGUUAGCACUGACGAGGGAGAGAGGGAAGAAAAUGAGAGUGAUCCUUUCAAUGCAGGUAACGGGGCUCCAGCACCAAAGCGGCAAAAAGUGGAGGAUGGCCCUGUGCUAGAGUAGCGCAGAAGCCUGGCUUUCCAAGAACCACGACUAGCUUGAGAAUUGAGCUUCACAUACAUAAUCGCCCCAUUUCAAUAUAUCUAGUGAGGAAUUCGAAUCGAAUCACGUUGUAGACGAAUCUUCUACUUGUGCUGAGAAAGUCAAAAUAUUUACUGUGUCGCGACGACUUACAUACUUGUUUGAGAAUAAUCUUAAACUCGAUCAUACACCUGGCACUGGCUGCUGCUGCCGCCAUGAAGGGGACGCCAUGUUGGCAACAGGACUGGAAGUGCUCUGGCUCUGGC
Molecule: messenger RNA, 2001 nt
Organism: Amoebophrya sp. A25
Lineage: Eukaryota; Dinophyceae; Syndiniales; Amoebophryaceae
Source: the annotation of a GenBank genome assembly